UUCUGUGUACAUUUUUUGAAUGAAAGAAUAUUUUAAACCGAGAAUGGCUAAAUGGGGCUUAUUAUCUCAUUAGGCUUUAGGAUCAAAACGGUUUGUCAACUUAUUAUGUUGCGAAAAUUAAUUAUGAGAAAGGGAUACAACAGAUGGACCUGGCUGUACGCUGCACUUAGUCUAGUCGGAAUGGUAAUGUGGACGUACUUUCAAAUGAGAUGCCCACCAGAAUUGAACAUUCAUCGAGAUCCUCCAAGACCUGUUCGAAGCAUGAAAUUAUCAAGCAACCAAGUUCACACGGGCGACGACCAGCAGGUUUUGGUGAACCGUUUCUUCGCUGCAAGGAGAGUCAAAACAGGAAUUGUAGAACUCUGGAGAGCGUUCCAAAACGAGAUUUUAAACAUCGGUGGCGAUACCGAGAAAACCAGGGUUCUAAGAAAACUGAAAGAAAGAUAUAACGCAUUGUUAAUUGAUAUGGACGAGUUGUUAUCUUUCGACGAUCAAUGGAGAAGCGAGCUCUCCAAGCAAGCAACCAGUGAGGUGGCGGAAACUAUAUCUCGACUACAGAAUCCGGAAGAUUGUAAUGGGAGCCGUCUCAGCAGUGACAUGAUUAAAUGUGGUUUUGGAUGUACAAUGCACUCGCUAGUAGGGCGGUUUGACCAUGCCAUUGCCCAGAACAGACGCUUCAUCAUAAACGGUUCACAAAGCGAUUAUUCAAACGGAUUGGAUGUUAUAACAGAAAACUUCAAACCAAUAUCUUCUUGUCCUAAAGAAAACACAGAAAUGGCUUAUGUUAACAGUGUAUGUUAUAUGGACGGAUGUGAUAUAUUAAACAAAACAAAAGAGCAUUCUUCCAACAUUCAAGACUAUAAGUACGUUCACGUAAGUGAAAUAAUUUCAUUUCAUGUUGAUGCAUUUAAGCCGUUGGGAGCAAGUGAGCAACUAUGGACCAAAUUAGUAAACUUUCAUGGAAAUCCAACCGCGUGGUGGAAGGGUCAACUACUUCGUUACAUCGUGCGACCAAAUGAGGCCAUAGGACAAAUGCUAGAGGAGAAAAGAGCAAAAAUAGAUUUUGGCGAGCCAUUAGUGGGCGUCCAUGUCAGAAGAACGGACAAGUUGGUUAUGCCGGGUGAGAAUGCAGAAUUUCACUAUUUUCGUGAAUAUAUGAAGCACGUCGAUGAUUGGUACGACAGGUACGAACUGCAAAUAAGAAAACUUGGUGCUGAACAUAAGAUUCACCGAAGAGUUUACUUGGCAACCGAUGAUGUAUCCGUUUGGAAAAAAGAGUUAAAAAGUUACAGCUCAUAUACGUUUUUUGGAACCCGGGAAUUCUCAAUAGCUGCAGGAAGUAGCAGAUCAUCACGUACCUCAAAAAAUGGUUUACGUGGCAUCAUAACUGACAUUUCGAUGCUCUCGAACUGUAACUUUUUGGUUUGCACUUUCACAUCCGAAGUGUGUAAAGCCGCUUACGAACUCAAGCAAACAUACUCGCUUGAUGCUUCCGAUGAUGCAAUCUCCCUGGACAGCAUGUACGGAACAGUCGGCCUGCCGAAUAAACCAUUAAAGGCAGUGUACGACCACACCGAAAACAAAACGACAAGCAAUAUGGGGUUCAAGCCGGGAGAUGAUGUUUUCAUCAUGAAAAACCUCUGGAAUGGAACAUACGAUGGAUGGAAUGGCCGAACUGGAAAUAUAGGCAUUUUUCCAUCGUAUAAAGUUCAGUAUGAAGGGAAGUACUGCUCAAACCAGUCAGCACUUUUUCGUACAACUUUUAUUAGAAGUGAUUAAAACAAAGUUACGUAUAUAUAGCCGCAAAAAUAAAACAAUGCACAUUUAAA
Messenger RNA from Ciona intestinalis (vase tunicate), 1829 nucleotides. NCBI's taxonomy places the organism in Eukaryota, Metazoa, Chordata, Ascidiacea, Phlebobranchia, Cionidae. The record is from RefSeq and is a predicted model, not a curated record.